Molecule: messenger RNA, 1887 nt
Organism: Rhincodon typus (whale shark)
Lineage: Eukaryota; Metazoa; Chordata; Chondrichthyes; Orectolobiformes; Rhincodontidae
Product: cytochrome P450 2K1-like
Exons: 9
Coding region: 12-1508 (498 amino acids)
Biological process (GO): xenobiotic metabolic process
Cellular component (GO): cytoplasm; intracellular membrane-bounded organelle
Molecular function (GO): heme binding; oxidoreductase activity, acting on paired donors, with incorporation or reduction of molecular oxygen, reduced flavin or flavoprotein as one donor, and incorporation of one atom of oxygen; iron ion binding
Source: RefSeq, a predicted model, not a curated record
CUUAGUACAUCAUGUCUUUCCUCAAUGUCUUUGUUGGUGACACAGUCACCUCAGUCCUUCUUUUGCUUUUGAUUGGAAUUGUUCUGUUGUAUUUAUAUAGAGGGUCCAAACCUUCAGCUGCUUUCUACCUUCCCCCAUGUCCAACUCCUUUACCAUUGAUCGGGAACCUGCAUAUGCUGGACCUGAAAAUGCUCUACAAAAGCCUGAUGGAGUUAUCGGAGAAAUAUGGAUCUGUGUUUACCAUUCAGCUGGGACUGGAAAAAUUAGUGGUGCUCACAGGGUACGAAACAGUGAAAGAAGCUCUUGUGGAUCAUGCAGACACAUUUGCAGAGAGAGCAAAAAUCCCAGUGCUGGAAAUGCAGGCAAAUGGCUAUGGUAUUUCUUUUGGACAUGGGGAGUCAUGGAAACAGAUGCGACGAUUUGCUUUAAUGACCCUACGUAAUUUUGGAAUGGGAAAGAAAACGAUUGAAGAUAAAGUUACAGAGGAAGCUAGGUUUCUAGUGCAAGAAAUCCAAUCUCACGAAGGCCGACCCUUUGAUACAUCUGUGCCUGUCACCUCUGCCAUGGCCAACAUCAUCUGCUCAAUAGUUUUCGGUGAACGGUUUGAUUACAAGGACAAAACAUUUUGUACCAUAACAAAGCUGAUACGUGAAAAUUUUAAUCUACUUGGAACUUCUGGAGUCCAGAUGUACAAUGCUUUCCCUUUCCUGGGCUUUCUGCCUGGAACCCACAAGAAGAUAUUUGAAAACAGAACACAGAUGGUUCAGCUCAUCAUGAAUUUUUACAAAGAACAUGAGAAAACAUUGAAUGAGAAUGAUAUAGGGAGCCUGAUUGAUGCUUUCUUGGUAAAACGGAAAGAGGAAUCAAAGAACUCAGAUUCCUAUUUCCAUGACAACAACUUGGUGACUUCAGUGACAAAUUUAUUUGCGGCUGGGACAGAUACUUCCUCUUCCACGUUGCGCUGGGCCAUUCUCCUGAUGAUAAAGUACCCAGAGAUUCAAAGAAGUGUUCAGGGAGAAAUUGAAAGAGUUAUUGGAACAGAGAGAGUGCCCAGGAUGGUAGAUCGGAAGAGAAUGCCAUAUACUGAUGCGGUCUUGCAUGAGGUCCAAAGGUUUGCUAAUAUAAUUCCAAUGAAUAUUCCACAUGCAACAACCAAGGAUACUCACUUCAGAGGAUUUUUUAUACCAAAGGGAAUGCAGGUGAUUCCAUUGCUGUCCUCUGUGCUGUACGAUAAAACGCAGUGGGAAAAACCAAAUGAGUUCAACCCAUCUCACUUUCUGGAUGCUGAGGGGAGAUUUGUGAAGAGAGAAGCCUUCAUGCCUUUCUCUGCAGGGCGACGGAUUUGCUUAGGGGAAAGCCUUGCCAAAAUGGAGCUUUUUCUCUUCUUUACAACUUUGAUGCAGAGAUUCUCCUUCCGUGCCCUGCCUACGGCCCCCUUGGAUCUCACACCAUGUGUUGGUCUCACUUUAUGCCCAAAACCUCACCAAGUGUGCGCCAUAGUUCGUUAACAGAUACAGCUCACGGCAUUACUAAUCCUUCAGGAAAACCCUAGGCUCUCCACAAAUUGAAAAUUAAUCCCUUUUAUGUACCUGCAAAACGCUGGAGGAAUCUCACUGGGAACAGCAUUAAAAAAAAUUCAUAUUCUUUGAACAUUUUGGUUUAUGAAAUGCAGAAAUAUAGGAUACUGGGAAAAAAGAAAAUCUCUAUGACUGGACAGGUAGAAGAUUAUGUGAUGAAACCUCAGAUGAUAUAUCUAACCAAAUUUGUCAAUUUUGUAAACAGUGUUGAUGGGAAAUGUUUGUCUCAAAAAAAAAUCAGAAAUAGUGGAAAAACUUAGCAGGUCUUACAGCAUCUGUACAAAGAAAAUGGAGUUAAUAUUUCAUGUUC